CAGAGGCACGAGCAGACGUCUAAGGUUUGCUCUCCCUCUGCAGCACAGACUCCCACAGCCAGAUCCACCAUGGGAUCCUUCCAGAGCUUUCAGCAGCAAGCAAGCAAGAUGAAUCCCAGAUGCACCAUGGGACUGGGAAUCACUCUCUUUGUGACAGCCAUCAUGCUCUCUGAUGCUGCUCCUCUGAAGAGCCAGGCUUAUUUCAAUAAGACUGCAUACUUGCCGUGCCCAUUUGCAAACCCUCAAAACAUAAGCCGGAGUGAGCUGGUAAUAUUUUGGCAGGACCAGGAAAAGUUGGUUCUGUAUGAGUUGUAUUUGGGCAAAGAGAAACUUGACAGUGUGGAUGCCAAGUACCUGCACCGUACAAGCUUUGAUGAGGAAAAUUCAGCUCUGCAACUUGACAAUGUUCAGAUCAAGGACCAAGGUUCAUAUGAUUGUUUUAUCCAACGCAAAACACCCAGAGGAUUGGUUCUCCUCCACAAGAUAGAUUCAGAGCUGUUGGUGCUUGCGAACUUCAGUGAGCCUGAAAUCCUGCAGGUUUCUAAUUCAACAGGAAAUUCUGGCAUAAAUUUGACCUGCUCAUCUACACAAGGUUAUCCAAAACCUAUGAAGAUGUAUUUUUGGCUAAAGACUCAGAAUUCAACUACUGAGUAUGAUAGUGUCAUGCAGAUAUCUCAAGACAAUGUCACAGAGCUGUACACUGUUUCUAUUAGCUUGUCUUUACCAUUCCUGGAUGGUGUGAACAAUGCAACCAUCUUCUGUGUCCUGAAAACUCAGCCAAUGAAGAUACUGAUUUUCUCCCAACCCCUCCCUAUAGCUCCUGGAGGCCCCCUACCUGUCCCGGAGGAAAAUCGAUCCUGGAUUGUACCUGCAGUUAUUAUAUUCGUCUUUAUACUUAUGACAGGGUUCAUGUUAACAAUAUGCAAGAGGAAGAAGAAGAAGCCUGGCCUCUCUUAUGAAGGUGAUGAAAACCACCAAAACGGAGAGUGAAGAAAGUAAACAGACUGAGGAAAAAGUGAAAAUCUAUGUGCCUGAAAGAAUGAAUGAAGAAGUGCAGUGUGUUGUUCACAGUUCAAAAACAUCCUCAGGCGACCCGAGUACCACACAUAAUUAAUUAAAGAACAAAAAUAGUGUCCAUUUUUUAUCCCUUUUUCUUUCCAAGUUUUUGGGCAACCUCUUUGACUUCUAUCAGAAGAUAAGAGAAUAUAACCAUUAGGAAUGGGUGGGGGCUCCAAGACUCCCUCUAGGUGGAAUAGUCCCCCAUCACACCAGCCCUGUUCCCUAUGCCAGGAGCAGACUAAUUCUCUGUCUUCCUUCUUUGAACUCAGAGCACCCUCAUGGGCCAAGCCCACUGAAAUGGUUCCUUGCUGAGGAAUAACAUUUAGGAUCAACCUCUCCUGCUUCAGAUUGGAUUCAUCUCUUAAUUUCUCAUAAUGUGUUUUUAUACGGAACUCCUUAUUGUGAGAAUACUGUCUUGAAUUCUAAGAUGUUACCUCAUUUCAUCCUGUAUACUUGGAACAACUACCUCUUCAUUCAGGGUAGGAGUGGUGUAUUUGAUGGUGUUAUCAUGUUCAUAUAAAUAUCUUAAAAUAUAAGAAAAUGUAUACUAUAAUAGUACAAUUAUUAUGCUGUAAAGAAAGACCUAGUCUACUGUUUAUAAGGAACAAUUGUCCCUCUGUCCAGAUCAGUAAAGAAUACAAUGACGUAGGUAGUAUACAGGUGACAGUGAGCACAGAAUUCUCAAUUAUUGGUGAUCAGAAGACACAGAGGUGGAACCAGCCCUGGAUUCAGGAAUCAGUCCUCUCUGGGUUGUUGCUGAUAUUGGGAGCGUCCACCUGCCCAACCAGAGAUGAACAAGCCUUGACAGGGAGCACUGAAGAAAGCAAAACGUGCUCUAUUUCCUGAGUACUACUUCCCUUGGUGAGGAAAGGGAACUCCAGUAAUGGUCUGGGGCAGCUGUGAAAGGACAAGAGAGCAAGACACUUAAAACAUCAAAAUCAACAGUUCAACCAACAGAUGUGCAUGGAAAGAUUGAUUUACCUGGUCCUUUGACAGGUCAAGAAGCCACAGUGGAGAGUGUGUCCAAAUGGAUGUAGGCAACAGCUGCCUUGGGAGUUAGUAGGGGUUUUGAUGACACCCAAACUAUCAUGAAGCUCCAUCUGGCAGGAAGCAGAACUGGGAAGGAAAGCUAUCAUCUUGAUGAAAUUUGGGGAAGGAGGUCUAGGAUUGUUUCAGCUCAGUUUGAAUGAAAUUGGGAAGAGCAAGAUGUGCAGUGCUCUGAGGCUAACAGGCUGCAGAUGUCCCGGUGAAUAUGGAUUGGCCCAGAGCAGGGCUAACCACAGUUAACAUUCAAGGCAAUGACGGGAAAGCUGGGUCUAAGAGAGAAACAGCCUCACAGAAAAGAGGUAGGACAUCUGGAGGUGUCAACGAGGGAUGGAGCAAUCUCAGUCCAGACCUAAAGAGAACUUUGGGAGGCCCAAGCUGCAAUUUUUUUUUUUUUUACAUAAAGGCCCUGGAGGGCUGUGGACUGCUGUGCUAGUAAGGCUCAUCCUAUAAUAUGAUUGUUUUUACAUCCCUGCCUGUGUUAGACUCUUAGGACAAGUUCUGUAUGGAGUAGAUUUCAAUAAAGUUUAAUUAUAUCUAUUUUAGUCUACAUGUUCUGCUUCCACAUCAACAGCCUUAUAGUCUGAUCUUCCCACUAACCCUUGACACCUCCAUGGCUGGAAGUCUCCAACUCACCCCAAAUUCUCUUUUCCUCUCUUCUCUACCCUUUGUAUAAGAAACCAGGCUUAUGCUUGCCUAUAUGUAUAUCUCGGUAAUGAAACAAUUUUAAAAAUUGAGUAAAAGUAACUUUCUGAGCACA
Messenger RNA from Nannospalax galili (Upper Galilee mountains blind mole rat), 2863 nucleotides. RefSeq names its product CD86 molecule (gene Cd86). Gene Ontology annotation, cellular component: external side of plasma membrane. NCBI's taxonomy places the organism in Eukaryota, Metazoa, Chordata, Mammalia, Rodentia, Spalacidae. The record is from RefSeq and is a predicted model, not a curated record. The transcript is spliced from 7 exons. Bases 70 to 990 code for a protein of 306 amino acids. Gene Ontology annotation, biological process: cellular response to lipopolysaccharide; immune response; cell surface receptor signaling pathway.